Molecule: messenger RNA, 1065 nt
Organism: Chaetomium globosum CBS 148.51
Lineage: Eukaryota; Fungi; Ascomycota; Sordariomycetes; Sordariales; Chaetomiaceae
Exons: 3
Coding region: 1-1065 (354 amino acids)
Source: RefSeq, a predicted model, not a curated record
AUGUUGAACGCCGAAGCAAAAAUAGAAACCCUGGAAGAGGAUUGGGAAGGGAAAUGGUUCAGUAUCGUCGCCCGACUUUUCCCAAACAAACUCACAUUCCAAGGCGUAGGAUUCAGCGGGUGGGAGACAGACGAAUCGCAAUCUGCACAGGUGGCACUGGCACUGCCGCGCGAUGACGGCUUGACUCCUGUCAUCCCCCGCCAGCUCGGUGGUCCCGACCAGACAGCUCCGUGGCCAAGCACUUCAGCACAUGUGUCCUUUGCCCGGCCCGUCGAUCUAGAUACCUUCCAUAUCAAGCAAGGAGUCUGGCCGAGGCCGCUGGUCAAGACUUCGGUGUUCGUCAAACUCGGGUCUUACUUGCAGUCAGAGAACGACCGCCCUCCUCGCGAGGGCAUACACAUAUGCCACGUCCUCGUUCUCUUCCCCGUCGACCAGCAACCCUGGAAGUCUCUGGCCGGGUGGAUGCGAACCGCCGCGAACCCCUUUCCCAAGGGAUCGUGGAUCGCGUGCAGUGGUCGACUCCUGGGGGUCCUAGACCGCGACCUGAUCCAAGGCCCUCGGAAAGCCGAUCCCACUGUUCGAAUUCUGGUGAUUCUCGCCGACAGUUGGGAACUCAUUCGGCAGAAUUCCCCGUCAACCAACAAUACACCCACGCCGAAAUCAUCGGACCCUGUCGGCAACUUACCAACGACACCACGAUCGGCUGGCCCCGGAGCAGUCGCAAGCAGAAACCCGUUCUCUUCACUAGGCCGUGCUCAAAAUCCCACUUCCUCGCCUCAGAAUCCAUCUUCCUCGCCGGUUGCCCCAGAAACCGCAGAACGCGAAGCGAUCGAACCACCAUCCAGCCCUGGAGCACAGCUAGACUCGAUCACGGCCGAUCCCGAUCAGAUGCCCACAGAUGGCGAUGACUCGAACGAUGGUUCGGACACAGAGGAGCUAUUGGACGCUCAACUCGUCUCGAGCAGCAGUACCCCGACAAAGAAAAGGAAGGAACCAAGCUCUCCGGAACCGGCCAGAAGCAAGAGAUCCACAGCGGGAAGAAAGAAGGCGCGGCUGUAUGACUAG